Crotalus tigris (Tiger rattlesnake) is the source of this 4263-nucleotide messenger RNA. It is a transcript of the gene CDHR5, whose product is annotated as cadherin related family member 5. The transcript has 15 exons. Gene Ontology annotation, biological process: adherens junction organization; homophilic cell-cell adhesion; cell-cell junction assembly. Bases 102 to 2825 code for a protein of 907 amino acids. Gene Ontology annotation, cellular component: catenin complex; adherens junction; membrane. The record is from RefSeq and is a predicted model, not a curated record. Lineage: Eukaryota; Metazoa; Chordata; Lepidosauria; Squamata; Viperidae. Gene Ontology annotation, molecular function: calcium ion binding; cadherin binding.
UCCUCCUUGAACAGUGAGAGGAAGAUGCGUUGUGACAACACAUGAAGAAAAGUGGUUGGACUGUUUUCCCGUAAUUCUUGGAUUUGUCUCUUGUCUGCUUGAUGGCUUUCCUCAGGCCCUUUUGUUCUUGUGUGCUCUUCCUCUUGCUAGCAGUAACACGGGUUGAGACACAGCGUCCAGAAUGUUCGACAGACAAAGAUUUUGUGGAAAUAAACGAGAAUAACAAUCCAGGGUUAGUGGUUACUAACAUUCGUGCUGGUCCUGGCAUUGUAGUCACAAUUAAGCCUUCUACAGAUGCAAACUCUCCCUCUGAAUGGUUUGAAAUAAAGGACUCAGAACUCAUCCUGAAAAAGUCUGUGGAUUAUGAGAGUGUAACAUACCUUCAGGUGGAAUUGAUAUGCUGGAAAGAAGGUUUGCAAAUAAAAAGUUUCACUGUUUCAAUUGAAAUUCAAAAUGAAAAUGAUAACGAGCCGAUGUUCAAGCAAAAUAACAUCACCGUUAAUGUUCCUGAGGAUACAAAACCGAACACAAUUGUCGUACCUCUGGCAAAUGUAACUGCUACUGAUGCUGACCUUAAUACAUUGUUCUACAGCCUUGAAGGGAGUCCACCAGAAGCAAUGAACUAUUUCAAUAUACAAGGAAUUAACAACCCACAAAUUUUCUUGCGUAAAGUCCUGGAUUAUGAAGCAAUGAAUUUUAUGGAGUUUACUCUAAGGGCCAUGGAUGGAAAUGCUGGUGCAGCAGGGACACACACUGCCACAGCCACAAUAUCCAUACGGAUUGUACAGUCUGAUCUCAGACCUCCCUGGUUUCAGCCAUGUACUGCCAUUGGAGGCCGCAGAGUGUGUAUCAGUCUUGGCUACAAUAGCAAAGUCAAUCUUUCGGAAAUAGUGAGUGAGCCACUGACCUUCGAGCCAGGACCCCUCUAUGCUAUUGACGGAGAUAAAAGUUUGAAUGAGAAAAUAAUAUAUGAAAUUGCUGCUGGAAACGAUAAUGACACAUUCUUAAUAAACACAAUUACUGGAAACAUCACCAUGACCCAGCCUGCAAACACUCUGAAGACAUUCAUGUUGUAUAUUUUGGCUUCCCAAGAAAACAAUCCAUUCAGAUAUUCUCAGACCACAGUGAAAAUUGAUGUUGUACGGAAAAAUGUUAAUCAGCCCUACUUUGAGGAAGCCAUUUACCUGGGAAGAGCAUCUGUGGACCAGCCUGCAAAGACAUUGAUCAUGAAAGCCAACACACCGUCAGAACCCCUGCAGAUCUUUGCAGCAGAUGAUGACUUCUUGCCAGAUAAAAUCAAUCCAGAUAUCAAAUACCGAAUACAAAACAGUUCAGAUUUCAGAGUUACUGCAGAAGGAUUUAUCCAAACCACUGAGGUUCUGAAUGGAUCAUCUCAUAUUACCCUUCUGGCCAUUGCUACCGACAUCAGUACUCUGGAAGAAGCAAGCACAUUGAUCUCAAUAGAUGUCACACCUUUGGCAACUCCAGCUGUUCCACCUGUAACUACCACUACCUCCACUGAAACCUAUCCCACCAGCCCAGAGAAAGGGAACACUAGUCAAAAACCAUCAGCUUUACCAACUGGGAUAAGUAAUUCUAAACCUUCUGGAUCUACAAAGUCCAUGUCACCUUUUUCAAGUACAACUGGGAAGGAUAACCUUACAGAGAUUACAAGAAGUCCUGUGACUGUUUCUGUACCUGGCUCAGUUAUUCCACCUUUUGUAACUACACUAAAACCUCCUGUCAUCCCAGGUAAUUCUACACAGUUUCUGACCACUACUUCUCCUGUAACAGAGAGAAGCCAACGAACAGUGGAAUCCAUCAAGACCUCAAGUCCCACCACCACUCAAGCACUUCCUCAGUCUGGACCCCCCAAGCCUUCCACAUCAGGUAAUUUUGUAACAAGUGGUGGGGCUGUCCAGUCAUCAACUUCUUCCAAAAUUGGAACCACCAAGUCUCCCAUUACAAGUGCACGCCCAGCACCAGAUGAUGGUAGACAAUCUACAUCUGUCCCUGGAAUCAUUAAGCCUUCCACAACAAGCACACCUUCUGUAGCAAAUACCUCUGCAACAAGCCUUCCAUCUAAGUCUAGUACAUCAACUCCUAGUAUUUCAACUUCAGCUUUUGUGUCUUCUAAAAAGCCUAGUAUUGAAUAUAUAACAACUUCAUCUGGCAGUUCUCCAGUGACUUCUACAACUAAUUCAGAAGGUCUCUAUAAUGUAGGAGAUAUGGCUGCUCUGGGAGUCACACUGGGGACCUUAUUAGCAAUUGCACUAGCCUUGCUUGCACUGAUCUCCUACAAGUAUUACAAAUUAAAAAAAGAACUUGAAAAAGAGAAUCUACAACUUAUGGAAGGCUUUUCUAAUACCAACUUCCAGGAUGACCAGAAAUCUAACUCAGAUGGAAAAGAUGAUGAAUCACCAGCAAGCAUUAUGUCUAAGAAGGAGCCACCCAACAAGGAAACACAGUCAGCUCGUGAAACAACGCAAGAGGAAGAAAUAAACAGUGAAAAGGAAGUGAAAUCCAUCCUUACAAAAGACAGGAAAAUGGAAGAUGAUGGCUACAAGGCAGUGUGGUUUAAAGAUGACAUUACAGAAGCUAAGGAGGAUGACAUGAUGAUUGAAGAGGACAGUGACCUAGAACAGAACAGGUUUGGGAGUGAGAGCGACAGUGCUGCUGAGGAGGGUGACUACCAUGAUGAUACAGACAGUGGCAGAGGAGACAGCGACAUAAAUAUCAGUGCGAGAAGAGUACAGUUCCUUGAUACUAAUCCUUCUGCCAGCCAGUCACAUGAAGAAGCAGAAGAACAUGACGAUGCUUUGUAAAAGUAGCUUUUGUAAGAAGAUUGGAUUUGGAGAAGGAUUUGCCAGGGAAGUAGAGUUCUAUGUCCAUUUGCUUAACUGAAGUAUUAUUGUAGGAUCCAAUCUGGGUUGGUCACCAGGACCAGAGGUUUAGUCUGUCUGAGGAUGGGCUCCAGCACGAGUCCAAAAGCUCAGAAGACUAAACCUCUGGUUCCAGUGACUGACCCAGAUUGGAUCUUACAUCAUUAUCCUGGGACACCUAUUUUGCCUUCAUUCAAAGCAUUAUUGUAAAGCGAAAGAAACUUAGUAUUGGUUAUGAAAUUGUACCUUUGUGUGUGUGGGGGGGAGAUGUUUAUUUGCAUUCAAACAGCCACUGGGGCAUGUACAAUCGCCCAGACUGGACAGAUUCCAUCUUCAGUCAGCACCAGGAGCAUGGCCAUUGGCCAAUGGGAUCCAGUCUCAGAAAAAUAACUACAGGAUUUGUAAGGCUGUGAUUCAGUGUGUGUUCAUCUGGGGGCCAAACACUAUCUAGGAUUGAGAUUUAUUUUUGAACCACCAGAUUGCUGUAAAAUUGCUAAAUUAAUGCUGUUCUUUUUUGUUUUUGAAUUCAUGCAUGAUUUUUGUUGUUAUUGAACAAUUGCCUGUAAGGAAGCUAUACAAAACCUUCCCAACUUUACAAAAAGCCAAAGCAAGAUCCUAUUAACGUCAACAGUCACACUAAAUUGUUCUCAAUUCCAGCAUUAAAAAAAGCAUAGUGAGAAAAAUAACAUGUUACCACUUCAAUAGGCACAUUUUAGGAUAAUAACUUUUCAAAGGUGACAUGAUGAUAUCCUGUGAUACGCCUAUAUGUAUUAAACCAACAAUGUUAUUUAUUUAUUUAGUGUAUGGCAACCAACAAUAAAUAAUGUAAGCAAGAAAUAUAACAAAAAUUUAUGGGCAUGUCAAAAAGAAAAAUAUUUUCCUUAGAGUAGCUCUAAGAGUUGCUCUUUAUUAAUAAAAAGAAAUGUUUUUUUAAAUAAGUGGAUGAAUAAUCAGUUCCCCAUUUUUCUUCCCAGCUUAUUUAAGAGACAUUUGAAAAAGAAAGAAAAAUUAGAGAUCUAUCCUUAGUAUGAUGCAGCAGCAAGAAAAAUAUGCAAAUACAGUAGACAAAGAAAAAUUCUAACCUUAAAAAAACGAAUAAGGAAUAUGUUUCAGCAGAAAAUUCAAAGAUGAUAACAAAUGUGUUUCAAUAAAGAAGCUUAAGAAAUGACUAAUAUAUUUUCUGUAAGAUGGAUCGCAGAUGUUAGAUAUAGUGAGAUAACUAUAUUAACAUUUAAGAAUGUCAAUUAUUUAGACUUUUUGUGCUAACUGCAUAAUGAAUAUGUUAACUUCAAAGCAUUUUUAAAGAAAUGAUAUCUAUUUCAGAUCUAUAGCAAUACAUUAAAGUGCUUUAUAAGAUGUAAAAUAUAUCCAAAAAAUUUUA